Molecule: messenger RNA, 864 nt
Organism: Lolium rigidum
Lineage: Eukaryota; Viridiplantae; Streptophyta; Magnoliopsida; Poales; Poaceae
Product: Werner Syndrome-like exonuclease
Exons: 1
Coding region: 63-731 (222 amino acids)
Biological process (GO): nucleobase-containing compound metabolic process
Cellular component (GO): nucleus; cytoplasm
Molecular function (GO): 3'-5' exonuclease activity; nucleic acid binding
Source: RefSeq, a predicted model, not a curated record
UCCAUCUUUCCAGUAUCCCACUUCCCUCAUCGUCUUCGCUAGCUCGCAAGGAGCAUCAGCCAAUGGCGGCCGAGACGUACGUCACGUAUGUGGCCUUUCAGGGGCACAGCAUCAAGACCACCGUCACGUCCUCCGGCACAGCCGUCAAGCGCUGGCUCCGGGAGAUCCGCUACAUGUACCGCUGGGUCUACCACAAGCUCAUCGUCGGGCUGGACGUGGAGUGGCGCCCCAGCUUCAGCCGCGUGCAGAACCCCGUGGCGCUCCUGCAGCUCUGCGUCGGCCGCCGCUGCCUCAUCUUCCAGCUCAUCCACGCCGACUACAUCCCCUCCGACCUGGCGAUGUUCCUGGCCGACCCUGGCAUCCGCUUCGUCGGCGUCCGCUUGCAGAGGGACGCCAACCUCCUCAGCAAAGACUACCGCCUCCAGUUGGCCAACACCAUCGACCUGCGCGGCCUCGCGGCGGACGGGAUGCAGAUGCCCUGGCUCCGUCAGGUCGGGCUCAAGGGCAUCGCGAGCGCCGUCAUGGGGGCCAACAUCGAGAAGCCACAGAGUGUGAGGGUGGGCCCGUGGGACGCCUACCGCCUCUCGGACGAGCAGAUCCACUACGCCUGCAUCGACGCCUUCGCCUCCUUCGAGAUCGGCCGGAAGUUCCUCACCGGCGACUACCCUCCUGCACACUGCCUUACCGCUGCCGAGGACUACACCUCUGACUACGCCUCUGACGAGGACUGAGGUAAUGGACGCACGGCGUGGUUCCUGCAAACUCUACCUUUCUACCUUGCUAGUGCGUUCGUGUCUUCGUGAUCUCGUAGCGUUAAGCAGAACUAUGGUUUACGAGUUUAUGGAUCUGUAAUGAAUCAACGGA